UACGGGGACAUCACAAGGGCUGGUUGCCAGGGGAAACCCACGUUUUCGCUACAACACGUACAGGAUGACGUAUACGAACUGCACCUACGUGGCAGGAAAUCUGGAAAUUGUUUUCCUCGACAUGGAAAAGGACCACGACUUUCGGUUUUUGGAAAAUAUCCAGGAAGUGACAGGAUACGUGCUGAUUGUGGGAGUUUACGCGCAGUAUAUUCCUUUAACGAACUUGAGAAUAAUUCGCGGAAAGACUCUGUACGACCACCAGGGAGUCGGGUACAGCCUGUUUGUAGCGUUAAAUCAUUUAAUCAACUCGACGGAUGUCGGAUUACGCGAACUCAGAUUUAAAAAUCUACAAGAAAUCCUUCGUGGAAAAGUUUAUUUUCACAAUAACAACCUUCUGUGUUAUGAAAACACCAUAGACUGGACGGACAUCAAUCCUGGACUGGUUCCGCCCGUUAUCUUCAAACAUGACAACAACGACCACAAGCGACAAUGUGGUGAGUGUGACCCAGCCUGCUAUCAGCCGACGACCAACUCUCGACAUUGUUGGGGGGCCGGGCCAGACAUGUGUCAGAAACUAAGCCAAGGCGAAGAGUGUGCAGGGUCAUGUGACGGCCGUUGCUAUGGGAAACUGCCAAAUCAGUGCUGCCAUGCUGAAUGUGCGGGUGGUUGCAGUGGACCAAAGAAAACCGACUGUUUAGCAUGCCGAAAUUUCAUGAAUGACAGAGCAUGUGUGCCGUACUGCCCCCAACAGUACAAAUAUGACCUUGACCUCGACAAGAUGGUGCCCAAUCCAGACGCCAAGUAUACUAUUGGUUCUCUCUGUGUGAAAAAAUGUCCAGAUCAUCUGCUGUUGGACCGUGGCGCCUGUGUCAGGUCAUGUCCGGAAGGAAAGACACAGUCGGCCAAUAACACGUGUGAGCCGUGUGUAGGAGCCUGCCCGCGAGCAUGUCGGGGUUUGAGCGAUGACGACUUCAUCAAUGCUCACAACAUCAACAACUUCUCUGAGUGCACGUCUGUCGAUGGCAACAUCAGAAUUCUCAGAACUACGUUUCGCGGAGAUGAGCACCGCAACAUCCCUCCGCUUCACCCGAGUAACCUUACUGCACUGAAGGAUAUCCGCGAGAUAUCGGAGUAUCUUGUCAUCCAAUCAGAAACCGAUGAUUUCACCGACUUGUCCUUUCUGUCCAAUCUGGAAAUCAUCCACGGUCGAGCUUUAUCUUAUGGAAACGCACUGAGUAUUAUGAUGACGUCACUGGAGCGACUAGAGUUGACCACGCUGCGAAUCGUUAAGUAUGGCGACAUCACGAUCGCAGCCAAUCGCAAGCUGUGUCUGGUAGACAGAGUGAACUGGAGUAAAAUCCUCUACAGUCCGAAACAGAAAGUGAACAUCAAAGGCAACAGAAACCAGACGGAGUGUGUGAAGGAGAACAUUGUGUGCGAUGCGGAGUGCAAGGACGGAUGCUGGGGGCUAGGGCCCGACAUGUGCGUUAACUGUAAACACCUGCAGCUAGCCGGAGAGAGGAAAUACUGUGUGGCGUCGUGUUCGGACGUCUCCGGAUAUUACCAGGACAACUUCAGCAUGUGUCAGAUGUGUAACGUGCAGUGCAAUGGAAGCUGUCGCGGUCCAGACAGUUCCGAUUGCUUUUCAUGUCGUAAUGUGACGAUGAUUCGACCGGGCAAGAGUAACGCAUGUCUUGCCGUUUGUCCGGACAUGUUCUUCCCCGACGACGAUAAAAUCUGUCGGUCAUGUUACAACGGGUGUGCAGAAGGAUGUACGGGCCCCGACACGGAGGUGGCGAAGGGUGGCUGUAACUCGUGUUCUAUCGGGAUCCGUAAACCAGACAACCACAUCUACUGUCUACAGCACGACACGGACUCGUGUGAGGACGGAUACUACCUACAGUCCAUGUCAUUCACAGACAUCGGACCAAUGGCCGGCAAAAAGAUCUGUGAACCGUGUCACAAGUUGUGUCACACCUGUAAUGGCCCCAGUGUUCACUACUGCAACGAGUGCGUGAAAUUCAGUGACGGUGGAAUCUGCGUGGCGGAGUGCCAGGGUUUCAAGUACCCGAACAACGAGACCAAGCAGUGCAUGCAGUGUCACCAGGAGUGUCGUAGUAGUUGUGAUGGGCCCGGCAGUACUCACUGCUUCGCGUGCACCAACAUGAAGGUUUACCUUAACCCAGACGGAAUCAGGUUUAACUGCACUCCGGAAUGCCCUGAAUCUCUGCCCUACCAGGUGAGUGACUCCAACAUCGACGGCACAACAACACACACUGUCUGCGCCGACGCCAAACAUCCUGAGGUUGUCGCCAAACUGAGGAAGAAUGCAGAGGAAGAAAAGAAGAAAAUAGGAAUAAUCUCUGGUGCUGUUAUUGGUGGUCUCUUCCUGGUUGGUAUUGUCGUUGUCGCGUUCGCGUACCACUGGCACAAGAGAGCUAAGGCCCAGGAGAAGACGGUCGCUCUAACUGCCAAACUGUCUGGUUACGAGGAAACCGAGCCACUUACUCCGACGACGGCCAAACCUGAUCUUGCACGGCUUCGACUGAUUAAGGAGUCCGAAUUACGUCGCGGUGGAAUCAUCGGGUCCGGAGCGUUUGGGACUGUGUACAAGGGUUAUUGGAUACCGGAAGGUGAAAACGUCAAAAUUCCGGUGGCCAUAAAGGUAUUGCAGGAGGGGACUCCGAACCAGAACAAAGAGUUGUUGGAGGAGGCGCGCGUGAUGACGUCAGUCGAGUUUCCGUGCUGCGUCCGAAUUCUCGCCGUCUGCAUGACGGCGCAGAUGAUGCUGAUCACCCAGCUGAUGCCGCUUGGCUGUCUCCUUGACUACGUACGGAAAAACAAAGACCACAUCGGAUCAAAAGUCUUGUUGAAUUGGUGUACCCAGAUUGCACGAGGAAUGAUUUACCUGGAAGAAAGGGGUAUUGUUCAUCGUGACCUCGCCGCAAGAAAUGUGCUGGUCCAGACUCCCAAGCAGGUGAAGAUAACAGAUUUUGGACUGGCCAAACUUCUCGAUUACAAUGAAGACGAAUACAGAGCAGCUGGUGGAAAGAUGCCUAUCAAGUGGUUGGCUCUCGAGUGUAUACAGCACAGGAUAUUCACGCACAAGAGUGAUGUUUGGAGUUUUGGUGAGAUUUUUAAUCGUCUGUUUUAAUACCUUCCCUCCGGUCUGUACGAUUAUGACAAUAUCCGUGCAUGUGUACAUGAUCAUGAUUAAAUGUAAGUACAAACAAGUUCAUUUGUUCAGCCUCCGAUCUGUACGAUUGAUGUGUACAUGAUCAUGAUUAAAUGUUGGAUGUUGGAUGCAGAAAGCCGACCGUCUUUCAAAGAGCUGGCAGAAGAAUUUGCCAAGAUGUCACGUGACCCUGGGCGGUAUCUAGUAAUCCAGGGGGAUGUGCUGAAGAAAAUACCCGACCAGACAGAGGUGAUAUCGGAAAUAGAUUUGAUCCCUGGCGAUAGUUCCGAUCUGCACCAGGGCGACGAACUGUUGCGUCUGCCGAGUCACUCAUAUGACAAGAACGACCUUGUUCGCAGUUUGAGUAUUCCAGCAGACGGGCCAGAGGAAGUCAUAGAAGCAGACGACUACCUACAGCCUCAGUCUGAAGCAGAGGCGGAGAAUGAUUCCCUGCCGCAUAUAAAGGGUGCUACCGGGAUGUCUCACUUCGACCCAAAGCUGAUGGCAAAGGAGGAUCACAUGCGUCCUCCGUGGCGAGAGAAGCGUUACGCCCACCUCGAGUCAGCGGCCGAGGCGAGAAACCAACGACUAUCGCCGACCCGCGGACGCGGGGAUUCCGUCAACUCACGAUACAGUUCGGACCCCGUCAAGUUCUUCAAAGACAGAGAUGAAGUAGAUUUGAUGCAGCGUGGUUUUGAUGACCGCCCCUUCUAUAAUGGCAUCCCUGACACAGCCCCAAGCAGUCCCUCCCCUCCCCCACCACUGAAAUCGGAAAUGCCCCUGCAUAUACCGGUGGAUGAAGAUGACUAUCUACAACCGAAAUCCUCGCGUCCAGCAGCGUACAUGGACCUCAGUGAUAGAGCUUAUUACGAGAAUGAGCAGGUGUUUGAAGAAGAACCGGAGGAGAUGGAAACCGACAAGAUGUUGCCGCAGUCGAAUGGUGCUGCGGUAGAAAACCCCGAGUACUUCGACAAAGUGGAGGAAAAUCCAUGGACAGAUUCGCGACCAAAACAAAAUGGACUCCAUCCCACUGUGAUGGUGAAACCCUCCCCCACUGUACCCAACUCUAGUAUACCCUCCUCUAAACCCCGUGAGAGAAACUAUUAUAAUGACGUAGGGAGGUUAGAGGUUAAACCUCUUGUGAUGACAGGAGAAGUCAAUUCUGAAUCAACUGUGUAACAGGAAGUGUGUGAGACUCUGUGAAGAGCCGCAAACUUGACAAAGAAAUGACAAAAGAGAUAGUGAAGUCAUUUGAAGAGGCUCAGAUGUGACAAAUAAAGAAUGAAGUCACUUGUGCAAGGUUUUCUCAGAAACGGAAAUGGACUUUCUGUUAAGAGCUGCCAAAUUGACAGAAAAAUAAAGUCACCCUGUAAAGGGCCACAAACUUGACAAGUAAAAUGGAUGAAGUCACUUAACUGUGGGUGCUAAUCUAUUACAAGAUUGUUGUCAUAAAGUGAGGUGCAAAAUGAACUUAUGAAGUCACUUAAGCGUUUGAUCUCCAUACAUGUAUAUUAAAACUUAACCGAUAGGUAAUAACCAAAUACUUUAUUACUUACAAAACAUGUCAUUAGCAACAUGUAGGCUAAUAAAAUUUAAUUGGGCAUUGUUUGACCUUGCUCUGACCUUAAUGACAGAAUAUGAAUGUUGGACCACACCCACAAAAUCUUAUUCAAACAUUGGAUCAACAUGGACUCAGUCACUGAAGCAGAAUGGAGGAAAUUGUGGUAUCGUCCAGAAAUAUGGUUUCUGUGUGUGUGAUAUAAGGAAAAUGAAUUCAGAAUUGUGCCUGUUAUAUUUUGAAAUAGACGAGCAAUUCUUUAUAUAUAUAUAUAUAUAUAUAUAUAUAUAUUAAUUAUAUAUAUUAAUUAUAUAUAUAUAA
Gigantopelta aegis is the source of this 5054-nucleotide messenger RNA. Its product is annotated as epidermal growth factor receptor-like. The record is from RefSeq and is a predicted model, not a curated record. Gene Ontology annotation, cellular component: signaling receptor complex; basal plasma membrane. Gene Ontology annotation, molecular function: transmembrane receptor protein tyrosine kinase activity; ATP binding. Gene Ontology annotation, biological process: cell surface receptor protein tyrosine kinase signaling pathway; positive regulation of kinase activity; multicellular organism development. The transcript is spliced from 27 exons. Lineage: Eukaryota; Metazoa; Mollusca; Gastropoda; Neomphalida; Peltospiridae.